Diutina rugosa is the source of this 1254-nucleotide messenger RNA. It is a transcript of the gene FAD3, whose product is annotated as Fad3p. Gene Ontology annotation, biological process: lipid metabolic process. The record is from RefSeq and is a predicted model, not a curated record. The coding region runs from base 1 to 1254 and encodes 417 amino acids. Gene Ontology annotation, molecular function: oxidoreductase activity. The transcript has a single exon. Lineage: Eukaryota; Fungi; Ascomycota; Pichiomycetes; Serinales; Debaryomycetaceae.
AUGUCGACCACCGAGACUAGUUUGAAACAACGGGGGGCUCAGUUUGGACUGACCAACCCCACCGCGGGGUUGAAGACUACCACGACCAUGGGCAAAGAGUUCAAAGUGCCUGACUACACGAUGAAGGACAUUUUGAGUGCGAUCCCUAAGCACUGCUACGAAAGACUGUUGGUGCGGUCGUUGGGUUACGUGGUGCGGGACAUCUUCUUCAUGUGUCUUAUUUUCUGGACCGGUAACAAGUUCAUUCCUCAGGUGCAAAUUGAUGGCUACGAGACCGCGUCGUGGGUGGCUCGCGGGGCUCUCUGGAUGCUCAUGUCGUAUGGUAUCGGGUUGUUUGGCUUCGGGCUUUGGAUUUUGGCCCACGAAUGUGGCCAUGGUGCGUUUUCUGACUACCAAAACAUCAAUGACUUUGUCGGUUGGGUUCUUCACUCGUACUUGUGGGUGCCGUACUUCUCGUGGAAGUUCUCGCACUCGAAGCAUCACAAGGCCACUGGGCACUUGACCAGAGACACCGUGUUUGUGCCUUACACAAAGAAGGAGUGGUUGGAAAAGCAUAACGUCCUCAAGGCGCUGGAGCUCUUGGAAGAGCUGCCCAUCUAUACCCUCGCCGUGCUCAUUUUCCAACAACUUGGUGGUCUUCAGUUUUACUUGGCCACUAACGCCACCGGUCAACCUCACCCUAACCACUCGUGGUUUGCCAAAUCCCACUACGCGCCUCUGUCGCCGGUGUUUGACCCUCACCACUACUGGUUCAUCGUGUUGCUGGACAUCGGUGUUGGUAUCACCGCGUUUGUGGUGUACCAAUGGUACAAGCACUUUGGUCUCUUCAACAUGAUGGUGGGGUGGUUUGUGCCCUGGUUGUGGGUGAACCACUGGUUGGUUUUCGUUACCUUCUUGCAACACACCGACUCCACCAUGCCCCACUACGCCAACGAUGAGUGGACCUUUGCCCGUGGUGCUGCCGCCACCAUUGACCGUAACUUCGGCUUCAUUGGUCAGCACAUCUUCCACGACAUUAUCGAAACGCACGUGUUGCACCACUACGUUCUGAGAAUUCCUUUCUACAACGCUCGUGAAGCGUCGGCUGCUAUCCAAAAGGUGAUGGGCACUCACUACCGUUACGAAGGUGAGAGCAUGUGGGUGCUGUUGUGGAAGACUUUGAGAAUGUGUCAAUUCGUCGAAGACAACUCGCUGGCUCCUGGGGUGUUCAUGUACAGAAACUCCAAUGGCAUUGGCGUUAAGGCCUUAGAUUAG